UCAGUUCGAUGCAACCCUCAAGACAAGAAAGUCCUCCUCAAAAUCAAACAACACUUCAACAACUCCUAUGACUUCUCCUCGUGGAACCCUGACACCGACUGCUGCACUUGGUACAUAGUCAAGUGCGACCGCCUCACAAACCGCAUCACCAGAUUCAAUCUCAUCACCGCGGACGACGUCGCAGGCCCCAUCCCGGACGCCAUCGGCGACCUCCCCCACCUCACAUCCCUAACCUUCCACAAACUCCCCAACCUCAUCGACUCGAUCCCACGUGGCAUCACGAAGCUAACCAACCUCCAAAGCCUCACCAUCACUUGUACCAACGUCUCCGGCCCCAUCCCGCCCUUCCUCAGCCAGCUCAAGAACCUCACCGGCCUCUCCCUAUCCUUCAACAACCUCACCAGCUCAAUCCCACCCUCCCUGGCCCAGCUCAAGCUCCUGGCGGGCCUGAGCCUGGACAGGAACAGGCUCACUGGGAGCAUCCCAGAAACAUUCGAGGAUAUCCCAGCGAGCCUCAUGUACAUUGACCUGUCGCACAACCAGCUCUCGGGGAGCAUCCCCAAGGGCUGGGGCAAGUUCAACUUCACGACACUCCAAUGGGAAAAGGGUUGUGUGUUGAACACUUGA
Messenger RNA from Salvia splendens (bonfire salvia), 627 nucleotides. RefSeq names its product polygalacturonase inhibitor-like. The record is from RefSeq and is a predicted model, not a curated record. Gene Ontology annotation, molecular function: protein binding. NCBI's taxonomy places the organism in Eukaryota, Viridiplantae, Streptophyta, Magnoliopsida, Lamiales, Lamiaceae. The annotation marks the transcript as partial. The transcript has 2 exons.